This is a messenger RNA of Penicillium diatomitis, 1647 nucleotides long. RefSeq names its product C2H2-type zinc finger protein. The record is from RefSeq and is a predicted model, not a curated record. NCBI's taxonomy places the organism in Eukaryota, Fungi, Ascomycota, Eurotiomycetes, Eurotiales, Aspergillaceae. The transcript has 2 exons. The coding region runs from base 1 to 1647 and encodes 548 amino acids. Gene Ontology annotation, cellular component: nucleus. Gene Ontology annotation, biological process: regulation of transcription by RNA polymerase II.
AUGGCCCCGAAAAGAAAAGCCUUUGCUGGGGAUGUUUCAACUUCCAAGCGUCGACAGCGAGCCACUAUAGACCAUGACGAUCCUAUCUACGAAGAGGUUCAUUCAGAUGCCGAAUAUUCAGGCUCAGGUACCCCCAGCUUGAUUAGUGAUGACAUGAACGACACUCCUGCGACACCGAUCUCUACGACAUCUUCACGGUAUCCGUCUGAGCUCAAGACUCACUGCUGUCCAUUCGAAGGAUGUUUGAAAGCAUUCAAUCGCCCAGCUCGAUUACAAGAACACAUUCGGUCGCACAACAAUGAAAGGGUCUUCCAUUGCACAUUCGAUGGUUGCGAGAAAUCCUUCCUUCGUGCGUCUCAUCUUCAACACCACACCAAGAGCGCGCACACCGGGAUACGUGACUACAUCUGCGAUCGUCCAGGCUGUGGGAAGGGUUUCGUGACCGGAUCACGCCUUCGUCGGCACAUUGCGGCGCAUGACGGUCGAGACAAAUUUCGCUGUACCGAGUAUCCACCAUGUGAGGAGACUUUUCGGAAACAUUCUACUCUACAAAAACACAUCAUUAGUGUUCAUCUGCAUCAGAAGCCCUUUCCAUGCACGCACAUUGAUGAGACGACGGGGCAGCAGUGCCAGAUGGCGUUCGAUACCGCUGGCAACCUUCGCGCCCAUACAAGCCGAGUGCACACAGAAAAGCGGUUUAGCUGCACGGAGUGUAUGGCCCGCCUUCAAGGGCAGUGCCCGAAUCAGCAGCUGGAAAGCCUGCCCAACCAAUCCACAACGUUUCCUUCAUACGCGCUCCUGCAAGCUCAUAUUAGAACGGUACAUCCUCCCAAGUGUCCAAAAUGCCCCAUCGCCUGUUCUACUUCUCGAGAAUUACGCCGCCACCUGGAAGUCGCCCACGGCGAUGUGCCGCUAGAAGAACGAAAGGUUUUCAAGUGUACCGUUGAUGGGUGCGAUCGAAGCUUCACCAAAAAAGGCAACCUGACCGUGCAUAUUCGAACCUAUCAUGAAGGCGAAAAAAGAUUUGCCUGCGGCGAGACCGAUCUCUCAGCCUCAAAGAAGGUUGCCGGCUGGGAUGGUCAAGGCUGUGGCAAACGGUAUGGCACCAAGCUUGCCCUAGAGGAGCAUAUUCGCACGUCGCACUUGGGAUUUAAAAACUCCAAAGCAGAGCGACGAGACCGACUCGGGUUGACCAACAAACCAAAUACCACCCCUCAGGUGUCUACUCUGGCGGCGCUGACCGGCCAGGGCUACGCCGAGGAAACGGGCCGUCACAUUCCUUGUUUCUAUGAGACAUGUGAGCAUCGGUUUCACCGCGACUAUGACCUCUGGGUCCACAUGUCUGCUAAACAUGGCUGCUCAGAGGACCAAGUGCAAUCCUUUUUCAUGCAGCGAGCGCUUUUGGCGGACAAUGUUGGCCUUGGGGGAAACUCGCUCGGCAUCUACGGCCUUGAAUUCGACGAGAGCUUCUCAACUACGGCACGCGCAGCACUUCCCUCGGAGUCGCAGACUGAGCGGGACACUGACGUGUUGAUGCAUGCUGAAUACCCUUAUAAGACAGACGGCAGUCUGGAGUCUUUACUUUCCAACCAUGAUGACAUGUUCAGGCCUGAGGAUCAGACGUUUCCCUACACGGGGGAACAGUGA